GUAUCACAUCCGGCGGUGGUUUUUGAGUGCCAGAGGUGCGGCGCACAAUUAGCCCAGCUUCGUCAGGGUUUGGCCGUCAUUGUAAAAAAACAAUUUGUUCUUAACGGACUUACCUAGUUAAGUAGAGGUUAAAUAAAACAAAACAUUUAAAACAAUACUCUGGUCUCUGUUGUCAGGAACUUGAGAGAAACACAGCGAGGACGGUUUGGUUUCCACUAGUUACCACAACUACAAAGUGUAAAAUAAAAAAAAUCGUCAAAAAUGUAUAUUAACAAAAAAUAGCUUUUUGGUCUUAAAUUAUGGUUAAAGUUAAGCAUAAGGUUAACAUUGUGCUUAUGGUCAGGUUUCAAAUCUAAUUUUAAGAAGCUACAUUUAAGAAAAGGGCGGAGUUUAUAACUCUGUGGCUGUGGUAACUGGUGACGACCGACGACUGAGACAACAAUAACACAAGUCAGGUUCAAGUCUGACUUUUACUUCGGAUUCAACCUAUUCUGACAAGCCAACGCCGACAACAUCGGCGAAUGUGUGCUUUCUUUCUCAUGUCGAUUGAUGGGUGACACGCGUCGAAUAGUAAGUAGGUGCUACAGCCUGACUACCCAUACUGCCCUGGUCCCCAGUGUCAGCCUGACUACCCAUACUGCCCUGGUCCCCAGUGUCAGCCUGACUACCCAUACUGCCCUAGUCCCCAGUGUCGCCUGAGUCUUUCCCCCACACUAUGGAUCUCAACCUUGGGUAGAGCAGUCCUACACACCCCUGGAGAAACAUUCCACCCUCUCUCCUUUCCUCCCUCUUCCCUCUCCCCUGUCUCUGUCCUUCUCUCUCCUUGUCUCCUCCUCUCCUCCUCCUGUCCCUCUCCAUCCCUCUCUCCUCUCUUGUCUCCCUCUUCCCCCUGUGUGUGAUGAUGGCUGAUGGUACAGAGUCUCUACAGGCCAGUGUAAACUCCUACUGGGCAGCUUCUCCCAUCCACGCCUCCGCUAUGUCCGACGAGGAGACCGAGGGACAGGACACUGAUGAGAUAGACAGGGCCCCUCUCCUGCCCAAGCAGCAACAUGCAGGACCCCCGGGGGCCACGGGGCGGCCCCUAGCCUCCCGCCACUGUCCAGAGGACUCCUACUGUAUGGUGUACAUGAUCUUCUUCCUGUUGGGCAUCGGCUCUCUGCUCCCCUGGAACUUCUUCAUCACAGCGAAACACUACUGGACCUACAAGCUGAGCAAUAAUACUGACGGGCACGGAGAGGAGCCGCGCUCAGACCUUAGUGAGUACUUUGAGAGCUAUCUGGCCAUCGCCUCGACAGUGCCUUCGGUCCUCUGUCUGGUCCUCAACUACCUACUAGUUAACAGGUUGUCCCCAGCGGUGCGUAUCCUGUCGUCUCUGCUCAUCAUCUUGGCUGUGUUCAUAGUGACCACGGUCAUGGUCAAGGUGGAUUCCUCUGGUUGUAGAGAGCAGUUCUUCUUUGGGACUUUAGCCAGUGUUGCUAUGGUCAGUGGGGCGUCCAACCUCUUCUCUGGUUCAGUGUUCGGGAUCAGUGGGCAUUUUCCCAUGAGGAUAUCACAGGCACUCAUAUCAGGCCAGGCUAUGGGUGGUACUAUCAGUGCAGUAGCCUCCAUAGUGGACUUGGCAGCAGCUAAAGAUGUGACUGACAGCGCUCUAGCUUACUUCCUGACGGCUGAUGUCUUCAUCCUUUUCUGUAUCCUCAUGUACCUGCUGCUGCCUAAGCUGGAUUACUCACGGCACUACAUGCUGGCAGCAGAGUACAACAAGUCAGGGUCUAUACCAGAGCCCCGCGGUGAGGCGGACGGCCCGGAGGGGGCACCAGCGAGCACGGUCUCCUACGUGUCCAUCCCUCCUCUGAAACCCAUCCUUCAGCAGACAUGGCUCCUGGGUCUCUGUGUCUUCUACGUCUUCUUCAUCUCUAUAAUGGUGUUCCCUGGCGUCUCCUCUGGGAUCCAGUCUGUUAACCAGAAGAGUGGCAGCCCCUGGACAACAACAUACUUCACCCCCAUCACCAGCUUCUUCCUCUACAACGUGGCUGACUUCUGUGGUCGUCAGGCCACGGCCUGGCUGCAGGUCCCAGGCCCCACCAGUAGAGUCCUCCCCGCCCUGGUCCUCUCCCGGACAGUCCUGGUGCCUCUCCUCAUGUUCUGCAACUACCAGCCCAGAGACCACCUUCACACAGUCCUCUUCAGCCACGACCUCUUCCCUGUCUUCUUCAUCUGUCUCCUGGGCAUCACCAACGGGUACCUGGGCACCCUGCCCAUGAUCUACGGACCCAAGGUGGUGCCACGGGACCUGGCAGAGCCCGCAGGCGUGGUCAUGAGCUUCUUCCUGACGUUGGGACUGGCUGUGGGAUCGGCCUUCUCUGUGUUGAUAGUACACUUCAUCUGAAGAGGAGGAGGAGACAGGAGGAGGAGGAGACGGGAGGAGACGGGAGGAGGAGGAAGGAGGAGGAGACGGGAGGAGGAGGAGACGGGAGGAGGAGGAGACGGGAGGAGGAAGAUGGCAAAUCCAGACUGACUUCUCCAACAAACUUGGUCUCCAUGCAGAAUCCGACAUUUGUCCAUAAACGUCAAAUUGCAAAGGUUAAGUUUAAGCAUUUACUCUGAAUGGUUAAAGUUUGGGAUUAGGGUUUUUUUUUUAAAUAAAGUAUUGGGAUUGAACUCAUGACCCUCUGUGUCGAAACUCACGGCAUACGCCAUCCGCCAUCCCAGUCCACAACGGCCUACUUGACGGUUGUUCCACACACGCCUACUUGACGGUUGUUCCACAACGGCCUACUUGACUGUUGUUCCACAACGCCCUACACUCACCGUUGUUCCACAACGCCCUACACUCACCGUUGUUCCACAACGCCCUACACUCACCGUUGUUCCACAACGCCCUACACUCACCGUUGUUCCACAACGCCCUACACUCACCGUUGUUCCACAACGCCCUACACUCACCGUUGUUCCACAACGCCCUACACUCACCGUUGUUCCACAACGCCCUACACUCACCGUUGUUCCACAACGCCCUACACUCACCGUUGUUCCUACUGGCACGUUUUGAAGUCAUCUCCCGACGUCCUGCUUGCCUUGGACGGACGUCGAAUUUCACAGUUGAUCUUGGGCGACCUGGCUGGACUUCUCUGUCCUCAUAGUCCACUGUAUCUGAGGAGGAGUAAAGGCCUAGAUUCCAUCUUCUCUGUCCUCAUAGUCCACUGUAUCUGAGGAGGAGUAAAGGCCUAGAUUCCAUCUUCUCUGUCCUCAUAGUCCACUGUAUCUGAGGAGGAGUAAAGGCCUAGAUUCCAUCUUCUCUGUCCUCAUAGUCCACUGUAUCUGAGGAGGAGUAAAGGCCUAGAUUCCAUCUUCUCUGUCCUCAUAGUCCACUGUAUCUGAGGAGGAGUAAAGGCCUAGAUUCCAUCUUCUCUGUCCUCAGUCCACUGUAUCUGAGGAGGAGUAAAGGCCUAGAUUCCAUCUUCUCUGUCCUCAUAGUCCACUGUAUCUGAGGAGGAGUAAAGGCCUAGAUUCCAUCUUCUCUGUCCUCAUAGUCCACUGUAUCUGAGGAGGAGUAAAGGCCUAGAUUCCAUCUUCUCUGUCCUCAUAGUCCACUGUAUCUGAGGAGGAGUAAAGGCCUAGAUUCCAUCUUCUCUGUCCUCAUAGUCCACUGUAUCUGAGGAGGAGUAAAGGCCUAGAUUCCAUCUUCUCUGUCCUCAUAGUCCACUGUAUCUGAGGAGGAGUAAAGGCCUAGAUUCCAUCUUCUCUGUCCUCAUAGUCCACUGUAUCUGAGGAGGAGUAAAGGCCUAGAUCCCAUCUUCUCUGUCCUCAUAGUCCACUGUAUCUGAGGAGGAGUAAAGGCCUAGAUUCCAUCUUCUCUGUCCUCAUAGUCCACUGUAUCUGAGGAGGAGUAAAGGUCUAGAUUCCAUCUUCUCUGUCCUCAUAGUCCACUGUAUCUGAGGAGGAGUAAAGGCCUAGAUUCCAUCUUCUCUGUCCUCAUAGUCCACUGUAUCUGAGGAGGAGUAAAGGCCUAGAUUCCAUCUUCUCUGUCCUCAUAGUCCACUGUAUCUGAGGAGGAGUAAAGGCCUAGAUCCCAUCUUCUCUGUCCUCAUAGUCCACUGUAUCUGAGGAGGAGUAAAGGCCUAGAUUCCAUCUUCUCUGUCCUCAUAGUCCACUGUAUCUGAGGAGGAGUAAAGGUCUAGAUUCCAUCUUCUCUGUCCUCAUAGUCCACUGUAUCUGAGGAGGAGUAAAGGCCUAGAUUCCAUCUUCUCUGUCCUCAUAGUCCACUGUAUCUGAGGAGGAGUAAAGGCCUAGAUCCCAUCUUCUCUGUCCUCAUAGUCCACUGUAUCUGAGGAGGAGUAAAGGCCUAGAUUCCAUCUUCUCUGUCCUCAUAGUCCACUGUAUCUGAGGAGGAGUAAAGGUCUAGAUUCCAUCUUCUCUGUCCUCAUAGUCCACUGUAUCUGAGGAGGAGUAAAGGCCUAGAUUCCAUCUUCUCUGUCCUCAUAGUCCACUGUAUCUGAGGAGGAGUAAGGCCUAAGAUUCCAUCAGAUAAAGCGAUAGCUGACACCCACGUAAAUGUAUGGAUUUUAUUUGAAAUGAUUUGACUAAAGGCAUCACACAGUUGGUUCGGUCCUCUCCGUGUAUUAUAACGAGUCAUCUACAUUUCCUGUCUUGAUGGUUUCAUAAUAAAUGGUUUUGCAGUAA
Messenger RNA from Oncorhynchus keta (chum salmon), 4680 nucleotides. RefSeq names its product solute carrier family 29 member 3 (gene slc29a3). Gene Ontology annotation, cellular component: plasma membrane; Golgi apparatus. Gene Ontology annotation, molecular function: nucleoside transmembrane transporter activity. Lineage: Eukaryota; Metazoa; Chordata; Actinopteri; Salmoniformes; Salmonidae. Gene Ontology annotation, biological process: nucleoside transmembrane transport. Bases 899 to 2386 code for a protein of 495 amino acids. The transcript has 11 exons. The record is from RefSeq and is a predicted model, not a curated record.